Molecule: messenger RNA, 1533 nt
Organism: Mycena citricolor
Lineage: Eukaryota; Fungi; Basidiomycota; Agaricomycetes; Agaricales; Mycenaceae
Source: the annotation of a GenBank genome assembly
CUCGAAUGCCUUGAAUGACACCAAGGGCGAAUUCACUUGGGUGGGAUCUGCUUACACGUUGAGCAGCACAGCUUUCAUUCCCCUAAGCGGGAGCCUUUCAGAGGCUUUUGGAAGACGACCGGUGAUCUUGACAUGUAUUGCUUUUUUUGCUCUUGGGAGCGCAUUGGCUGGUGCAGCUCAAGACAUGAAUAUGAUGAUUGCUGCACGAACCAUUCAAGGCAUUGGAGGCGGAGGGAUCAUCAAUCUGACCGAAAUCGUCGUUGCAGAUCUCGUGCCGCUCGCUGAGCGGGGAUUGUAUCAAGGUCUUAUUGGUCUCGUCUGGUCUUUCGCCUCUAGCAUCGGCCCUCCCAUCGGCGGGGCACUGGCGAAUCGCGGCCACAAAGCAUGGCGCUGGCUGUUUUUCCUCAACUUGCCGCUCACAGGCAUCGCAUUUGUGCUCACGCUGUUCUUCUUGCGAGUCAAACGACCUGAAGGCUCGACUUCUGAAAAACUUCGGCAGGUAGACUGGCUCGGGAAUGCCAUCGUCAUCGUCGGUUCUGGGCUCGUUAUCAUCGGAUUGACAUGGGGUGGGAUCCGCUAUUCUUGGGCAUCAGCCCCUGUUCUGGUUCCUUUGAUCUUGGGAUUGGUGCUUUUGGUCGCAUUUUGCUUCUACGAGGCAACUGUUCCGGCUCACCCGACCAUCCCUCUGGAUGUCAUCGCCAACCGCACCUCUCUCAGCGGUCUCUUGGCCACAGCAUGUCACGGCGUCGUCAGCAUAGCACUCAUCUAUUAUCUCCCGGUGUACUUCCAGGCUUGUUUCGGCGCCUCGCCGAUCCGCUCUGCUGUCGACAUUCUUCCCGCUGCUUUGCUGAUCGCUCCGUUUGGAUUGGUCGGGGGCAUCUCAGUCAGCAUCGUCAAGCGCUAUCGAGAAGCGAAUUGGAUUGGUUGGGCUUUUACUGUUGUCGGGAUGGGUGUCUUGAGCACCCUGAAAGCGACAUCAUCCGUCGGAUCCUGGGUCGGAUUUCAAGUUGUGGUUGCUGUUGGGUUGGGACUAUUAUUCGCCGCCCCGGUGUUCGCCAUUCUCGCACCUCUCCCUCCAAGUCGUGCAGGUCCAGCCUUGGCCCUGUUUUCCUUCGUUCGAUCCUUCUUCCAGACUUGGGGAAUUGCCAUCGCCGGGACGAUCCUCCAGAACAGACUCAAUCGCGACCUUCCAGCGCCAUUCGUGUCGCAAUUCCCCCCGCAUGAGGAGAUUGCGUACAUCGCCAUCCCGGUCAUAAAGACUCUCGACGAGCCGCUCAGAGCACAGGUUCGCGGCAUAUUCGCAGAUAGUUUGGCAGAGAUUUGGCAGGUUAUGAUUGGGAUCGCUGGGCUUGGGUUGUUGGUCAGCUUGCUGAUGCGUGAGAUCCCUAUGGCGGUCGUCGUCGACACCAAGCAUGCGCUUGACGAUGGUACCAAGGAUGUGGAAAUGCAGUAGACAUAUGUAGUAAUACCUUUUAAUCACGCUUACGAUUCCGAUAAUGUCUUCGGGACUUGUAGUGAUAAUCUAGAUUUUGC